Solea solea (common sole) is the source of this 1409-nucleotide messenger RNA. RefSeq names its product cell death inducing DFFA like effector b (gene cideb). The record is from RefSeq and is a predicted model, not a curated record. The coding region runs from base 63 to 761 and encodes 232 amino acids. Gene Ontology annotation, biological process: regulation of apoptotic process; apoptotic process. The transcript is spliced from 5 exons. Lineage: Eukaryota; Metazoa; Chordata; Actinopteri; Pleuronectiformes; Soleidae.
CGUACUGUUCUGAAUCAGAGUCAUCACCAGGUUUGGAGUAAAGUCCACUAUGGGUCAAUGAUAUGAAAUACGAACACACAAAAAUAAAACACAACACAGAGAGGAGCAACAGCAAGACGCUCGCAACAAUGGAGAGCACAUCCUCAUUUUUAAAAUCGGUAACCAAGCGAGUGUGGUCGCCGGUGCAGCGACCUUUCAGGGUGUGUUGUCACAACAGAGAGAUCAGGAAGGGCAUCACAGCCGGAACCCUGGAGGAGCUGAAAGAAAGGGUAUGCCAGGCGCUGCUGCUGUCCCUGUCUGCACUGUCCGUUUCUCUGGUUUGUGAGGAGGACGGUACAGAAGUCGACUCUGACGAGUUCCUAAUAACGCUGCCUGACAACACCACUCUCAUGGCCCUGGAGCCUGGACAGACAUGGAGACCACAGACUGGUGCGGUCGUGGCCAAAUCUCAAGAUCACAACAAGCCUCGCAAUGGGAAAGACAUCGCUCGAGUCACCUUUGACCUUUACAAGAUGAGUCCUAAAGAUCUAUUUGGCUCUCUGAGUGUGAAGGCCACAUUUCAAGGCCUGUACUCUGUGAGCGCUGACUUCCAGUGUCUUGGGCCCAAGAAAGUCAUCAGAGAAGCUCUGCGUGUGGCCUCCACCCUCCUUCAGGCUGCCGGACACCUGCUCAUCACUUCAGCGUCCUUGAUCCGACGUGUUAUUGAAGGAGCAGAGUUUUGGCAGCCACAGAGAGCAGAGUACACAGCCAGGUGGAACUGAACAAGUAACAGAGAUUAACUAAGUCUGAUAACAAUUAAUGGCUGGUUAAAUAAGAACUUGUAGGUUUGUCUGACUUGUUCUUAUCCUCACGAAAUAAACAUGGCAUGAACAUCUCUUUAGAUAUAUAUAACACUGAUAUUAAAGGUUUAGCGUGUAAAAUUUGGGUGAAAUAAUCUUUAAUUGGCCUAAAUUUUAUAUAAAAUAACUUUAUUUAAUUUUCUUUUACAUGUGUGCAAUCACCUGAUUUUAUGAAUUGCUGUUUUUCAUUACCCCAGAAUAGGCCUUUUAUAUUUAUAUAAGGAGCUGGCUCAGCCCUACAGAGGCAGCCAUUUUAGACCACCAUGUUUUUACAGUAGCCCACAAUGGACAAACUGAACAUAUUUUGCACACUCUACCUUUUUAAACAAUCUACACAAAAUGCAAAUCUGUAACCAUUUUACAUUGGAAACUGUCUUUAGUAACAACAGAGUAAAGUUAACAAAAGCAGGUAAUUAUUCUAUUUUUAUCCAGAAAUAGUGUCAUAUAAUCUGCUCACAAACAGGAUGUGGUGAUAAUCUUUUUUGAUCUGCAACAUUGUCUCCUUUUGAAAAAGAGUGUUUUCAUGAGGUCACACUCGAACAAUAAACAAAGUAAAUGUUUUAACUUGAA